AUGUACCAAAAGAUGGUCGAUGUGGAUCCGAACGAGCCGACUCCGUUGGAGCACCAACAGGCGGCCAUUACGAAGCUGCGAUACAUGCAGUGGCGGGAAGAGCUCAGCUCCUCUGCAGAUUUGGGUUUUCGGAUAGAAGGCAUCAAGGUAGGCUGUCUUUCUAACCCUCUAAGAGAUUCCUUGAUAGAUGUUUUCAUCACCCUUCAAAUCACUUUUUUUGCAGUAACUUUCUAUGAAAGGAACUUUUUAUUUAGUCCAUUUAAAUUUUGGCAACCUUUGAAAGUGCUAAAAACCGCAGUGGUUUUGCUCUUCGUUUGUUUGCCUUGCGGCUGUAAAUCUAGCGUUCUAGCCUUGUUGGACCGGGUUUCCUUAUUAACUCUUUUCACUUCAACUACAUUUUUACCCCUCCUUCAAGCAUUUUCGAAUGACUGCUAA
Hydatigera taeniaeformis is the source of this 435-nucleotide messenger RNA. Lineage: Eukaryota; Metazoa; Platyhelminthes; Cestoda; Cyclophyllidea; Taeniidae. The record is from the annotation of a GenBank genome assembly.